UCACCGGGGUAACCAUCGCAUUCGCUGGCACAGAAGCCAGUCGAGUGUUCGGUUUUAUCUUUUGAACCACCUUUAACUAUGGGGGAUAGAACGUGUAACGAUUCCGAGUGGCUCUAUCUCAACUUCUCUUCUAUAGAAUUUCCCAGCGACACUUCUUUUCGCGAGUUGACUUGGAAGGAAUACGCCAAAAUCGUGAGUUACUUGUUAUUAAUGUGUGCCACAGUAGUGGGCAAUCUGGGCAUCGUCUUUGCAGUGGGUCUUAAUAACUCCAUGCGCACUACCAUCAACGUCUAUCUUGUCAAUUUGGCAGUGGCCGACCUGUUGAUCUGUCUGACUUGCAUGUGGGUCCAUCUGUGCAACGAUCUGACCGAACCUAUUUACGUAUUGGGACCUUUCAUGUGCAGUUUCAAUCCUUUUGCUCAGACAUUCCUUCUACCCUAUUUGUCGUCGAUUCUCCUGAAGAGAGCAAAAAUUCCUUUCUCGUUUCAGUGGAGCGACUUUCUGGAAAUUCAAUGUUCGGACGUUUGGCCUCACGAAACAGUCUAUUCAGAAGAAUUGGGUAGAUGCGUCAAAGAGAUAAAAGGAAAAAAAAUUUACUAUACUUUCGUCACGGUGGCUCUUUUCUUCCUGCCAAUCGUCAUCAUGAGUACUUCCUAUUCCCUCAUCAUCUGGAGGCUGUGGAUGAACAAAGUUCCUGGAGAAAGAAGUGUGGCUAACAUCAGUCUCCAACACAAGGCCAAGAAAAAAGUGAUCAAGAUGGUUUGUGUUGUUCUGUUUGUCUUCGUUCUCUGUUGGAUGCCCUUCCAAAUCAUCGUCCUCUACUCGCAGUUUGGACAUAAAGAUGCUCCUUUGCCGGAAUGGUUUGUAAAUCUGAAUUAUUUCGCUACAUUUGCCGCUUACUCCAACAGCGCUAUCAAUCCCGUUAUAUACGGAGGAUUCAACAAUAAUUUUCGACAGGCUUUCCUGAAAUUACUAAAAUGUACUUAUGGAGAAAAGAAUUUAAAGAGACCUCAAUGUUCUCGGAUGACUUUCAGCACAGCAGUCACGUGGAGUCCUUCUCACGGAAGAGGGAAAUUGAUAAAUGGAAUAAAAGAAACGGAACUCAAAUCGCCUCUCGAUGGAAAUAAAUUUUACUUUUCUCACACGAAAGAGGCGAAGCCAACCCCUAUAUAAAAUUUCAUGUCGAACUUCAGUUUUCUUUGAUCCCAGAACUGCCCUUCAACCCUUUAGAAAAAAAAAGACGAACAAUAUUUUUACUAAGAUAUACUUCUAUAAUUCAUCUGAUGUGUGUAUUAUUGUAAACGAUAUUGAAUUGCCAGCAUGUUCUCUCUAUAUAUAUAUAUACUUGUAAUUUCG
Centruroides sculpturatus (bark scorpion) is the source of this 1356-nucleotide messenger RNA. Its product is annotated as cholecystokinin receptor type A-like. The coding region runs from base 79 to 1173 and encodes 364 amino acids. The transcript has 6 exons. The record is from RefSeq and is a predicted model, not a curated record. Gene Ontology annotation, cellular component: membrane. Gene Ontology annotation, molecular function: neuropeptide receptor activity. Gene Ontology annotation, biological process: neuropeptide signaling pathway. NCBI's taxonomy places the organism in Eukaryota, Metazoa, Arthropoda, Arachnida, Scorpiones, Buthidae.